GCAUGUGUCAGUGUCGCUCCUCUCUGCCAGAGUUGAGAGGAGUGGUGAUCGUCCUCGGGGCCGGGGACACCGCAUUUGACUGCGCCACCUCGGCCCUCCGCUGUGGAGCCAGGAGAGUGUUUGUGUGCUUCAGGAAGGGAUUCACUAACAUCAGGGCCGUCCCUGAGGAGAUGGAGUUGGCGAAGGAGGAGAAGUGUGAGUUCCUGCCCUUCCUGUCUCCUCGGGAGGUCAUCAUGAAGAACGGUCGUGUUGCCGGGCUACAGUUAUGUCGCACGGAGCAGACUGAGGAAGGUGAUUGGCUGGAAGACGAGGAGCAAAUUGUCAGGCUGAAGGCUGAUUACAUCAUCAGUGCCUUUGGUUCCAUGCUCAACGAGCCGCAAGUGAAGGAGGCCAUGGCUCCCGUGAAGAUGACCCGCUGGGGGACUCCGGAGGUGAACACGGACACCAUGCAGACCAGCGAGCCCUGGGUGUUUGCAGGAGGAGACAUCGCCGGUUUGGCCAACACCACGGUGGAAUCAACGAACGAUGGCAAACAGGCUUCAUGGCACAUCCACAGAUACAUGCAGGUAAAAUGUCUCGGCUUUAACACUCAAGGUUUCAAG
Messenger RNA from Notothenia coriiceps (black rockcod), 602 nucleotides. Its product is annotated as dihydropyrimidine dehydrogenase [NADP(+)]-like. The annotation marks the transcript as partial. Gene Ontology annotation, molecular function: dihydropyrimidine dehydrogenase (NADP+) activity; uracil binding; NADP binding. Gene Ontology annotation, cellular component: cytosol. Gene Ontology annotation, biological process: thymine catabolic process; uracil catabolic process. The transcript is spliced from 3 exons. The record is from RefSeq and is a predicted model, not a curated record. Lineage: Eukaryota; Metazoa; Chordata; Actinopteri; Perciformes; Nototheniidae.